CCGCUCGCGCCGCCGCCUAAGCCUCAACCCAACGGCGACAACGACUACUUCAGCGGACAGCACAACCAGAGCCAUCUGUCGAAAGAGCCGAAUCCAUUCGAGUUGCAAUUCGGCGCACCCGCAGAAACACCAGGCAAGACUCAACUGCCUGGGGUGACAAGCCUGACCUCGCCAGCGUCGCUGCUCCCUGGCAACACACCUGGCUGGGGCGGUUCGCUUCGUUCCGGUCCACUAAGCCCGGCCAUGCUUACCGGGCCAACUGGGUCGAACGACUACUUCAACAGCGACCAUCAUUUCCCGGGCAGCUUCCCGACGCCCAACGAGUCAUCGCUACGGACUGGACUCACACCGGGUGGCGGUGGGUCUAUGUUCCCGCAGCCGUCACCAAACUCGCAAGCAUUGUACAACCAGCUACAGAGUGGUGGCGCAACGCCGGGCACGCUUGACUUCCACCGGACUGCUAUGACUGCGCGAGCCCAGACGCAAGCGAACAGCUACAACAUGCCGCAGAACGUGCCGACAUCGCAACCUCAGCCCAACCCUAAUAUCCAACCUGAUCUUGAUGUGAAGCCUUUCCCACCUGGCGCACAGAACCAGCCACAGGACCAAGAUCCUUUCGGUACGCAUCAAACCAACGAUGCUGCCAAUGGCCUCUAUAUGCUUGCCCAGGCUGGUGGUCAGCGCGGCGCACAGCCGUCGAUGGGCAUGCCGCCCCAGCCGCAGCAACCCUACCCACAGCAGAUGCAGCAGGACCCUAAUAUGAACAAGCGCGCAAACAAGAAUAGCGUUGUCAGCACCAUGUCCGGCAGCACCGAGAACGGCCAAGGAGAGUACUCCGAUGGUAGCGUCGAGACUAAGCCGCAGACACGGUCGGGUCGCGGCAAGAAGAACUCCAUCGGCAAGGCGACCAACGGUAAGCGCAAACCCGAGGAGACGCCAAGUAAACCCAACAACAAGCGGCAGCGUGGGUCGAAUGGCCAAGUCAUGCCGCCUGAGGAGCUCGAUGACGAUGAGAUGAUGGACGACGACCAAAUGAUGGAUGAGAACGGGCCGGACGGCAAGAAGAUGACUGACGAGGAGAAGCGCAAGAACUUCUUGGAGCGGAACAGGAUCGCCGCGCUGAAAUGUCGGCAGCGGAAGAAGCAAUGGCUCGCCAACCUGCAGCAGAAAGUCGAAAUCUUCAGCACGGAGAACGACGCGCUCGCGGCGACAGUCACUCAAUUGCGCGAGGAGAUUGUCGGGCUCAAGACGCUCCUGCUCGCGCAUAAGGACUGUCCCGUUUCGCAAGCGCAGGGUAUCUCGGGCAUGGCUAUGCAGCAACUGGCCGGCGACGCGCAGCAUUAUGCUAAUCCGUAUGGGAUG
Messenger RNA from Baudoinia panamericana UAMH 10762, 1362 nucleotides. RefSeq lists its product as uncharacterized. Gene Ontology annotation, molecular function: DNA-binding transcription factor activity, RNA polymerase II-specific; RNA polymerase II cis-regulatory region sequence-specific DNA binding. The annotation marks the transcript as partial. Gene Ontology annotation, biological process: regulation of transcription by RNA polymerase II. The transcript is spliced from 2 exons. The record is from RefSeq and is a predicted model, not a curated record. NCBI's taxonomy places the organism in Eukaryota, Fungi, Ascomycota, Dothideomycetes, Mycosphaerellales, Teratosphaeriaceae.